Molecule: messenger RNA, 3910 nt
Organism: Podarcis lilfordi (Lilford's wall lizard)
Lineage: Eukaryota; Metazoa; Chordata; Lepidosauria; Squamata; Lacertidae
Source: the annotation of a GenBank genome assembly
GAGAGAGAGAGGCAGAACUGUCUCCAAAGAACCAAAAAUGUCACUUUUGUCAUGGGCAUUUUUCUUUUUGCACAACAAGGGAUAGAAAGGAAACUUUGGGCAAUCUCAGAGCCAGAGAAUAUGGGGCAUCUGUGGCCCUCCAGGCUGUUAUAGACUGCAAUGGGGGGCAGUGUUGUUUAGUGGUUAGAGCAGUGGACUGGGACUGGAGGUUUCGAAUCAUGCCCCACAGCCAGGCCAUGUUCCUCUGGCCUCAUGAGGAGCCUCUUUUGUGGGGCUAGCGAGUCUGGGCCUAGGCCACGUGGAAAGGGUCUUGCAGGGUGCGGCCUUCAGGCCCCACAGCCAGGCAAAUUUAUUUCAUACCACACCAUAUGGCAGCCAUUUUGUCUUUUGCUAUGUUCUCAUUGGUAGCCAAUCGGUGGACUGGCCCAUGUAGCACUUUCCCAAAAUUGGUCUGGCUCCGUAUAAGGCAGCUUCCUCUGUUCUUAUCAUAUGAAAUACCCCACUUUGUAUGUUAAUAGGAGCACAGGAUGUUCUGCAUUUAUAUCCUAAGGGGGGGGGAGAUCUCAUGAGCGAUAUGUUCAAAUGUGUUUUUACGCUUGGGGGGCUGCUGCGUCGCUUGUUCCUGAAUCUUUUCUUCCUUCUAAAUGCCCUGAAGAUCCAUUGCACACCUUGACUUGCAUGAAACCUCCUCUCUCUUAUUUGCUCAGUGAACCACACCAGGAGAAGGAGGAAUGAAGGAAAACAGAAAUCCGGCCUGAGAACGGAGGUCCCUGUCAAGAGAAUGGCCAAGAUCUCCUCAGGUGAGGAUGAAAGGGGAGGCAGGGAAAAGCAAAGAGCCCCUGAAAACAUCCCCCCACUUGGGAAGAACUUGUCGGCCAAACCCCUGCACGGAAGUGUAUCUGCAUGAAGACGGUCAGCACUUUUCUAUUGGAUGGGUGUCACUGAGCAGAGUUUUCAAUGGAGAUGGUGUAUCCGGAUUAAGUGGGGGAAACAGAAUGGGAGAGCAUUUGGGUGUGGAUGAUGUCAUGCAGAUACAGAACUGGACUUGCGUCUUUGACGGGGUGAGCUCCCAUUGCUCGGUCCCAGCUCCUGCCAACCUAGCAGUUCCAAACCACGUCAAAGUGCAAGUAGAUAAAUAGGUACCGCUCUGGAGGGACGGUAAACGGCGUUUCUGUGUGCUGUUCUGGUUUCGCCAGAAGUGGCUUAGUCAUGCUGGCCACAUGACCCGGAAAAACUGUCUGCGGACCAACGUCGGCUGCCUCGGCCAGUAAAGCCAGAUGAGUGGCACCCCCCCCCCCAGUUGCCUGUGACUGGACUUAAGUGUCAGGGGUCCUUUACCUUUACCUUUUUAAAAGCACUGCACACUGCCAUGCAAUGUGAAAGUGCGUCAUCUUAUCAAUGGUCACAACUCCUGAAAUGAAUGGAUGGCUCCAAUGCUCCAUUUGCUGCCUUCCUUCAAACAUUAACAUUUGUGUAUGUUCUAAGAUGUUUAAAAUAGUCCAAAAGAUGACAGCUUUUAAUUCCUCUGAAUUUGAUAUCUACUUUAGAUUUUUAAAGGCUGGCUCCCAAAGUUAUUUCAGGUGAAAUAGAUGGAUUUAGGCCCAUUGCUUGGCCAAAUGUUAAUCACACACACACACACUUCAGUGGAAACUGCAUGCAGCUGAGCAGCUCACAUUCAGAGCAUCAACACAGAAAGGAAAGGAAAGAAAGCAACACAAAUAUUUUGACUGAAGUGUCUUAGGAAAGCGAUUUUAAAUCAUGGGCACCUAGGUUCUGAAAAUGGUGUUGCCCGUAUUGGUGUGAGUGAUGGGGUCCCAUGGCACAAAUUUCAUGUAAUCCCAGUGCAAAGGAAAAGAGCUAACAUCUUCUCCCUUACUAUAAUGUCCAAACAAGAUGUGAUGGGGAAGAAGAAUGAGAGGUUUGUAGGGAGUCUUCAAUAAUUUUGCCAAGGAGAUUCAUAUGGUUCAGGGCCUCAUGCUAUUAGCCUUUCUUGUACAUGGAGAUCCUUUAUGAAAUGCAUUCAGGACCAUCAAACAAAUCUGUACUGAGAUACACAUACUGUAUUUUUACUGCUGGAACUGCUCUGAAUCUGACUUCAGGAAGAACAUGUUUUAACUGCACAGUGUCCUGGAAAAGACACUCUGCAUUGGGAAAGAAGGGAACUGAGUUCCCUUCCAUUUUCCACUUCCUGAUGUUCCAAAUGACCAGUACCCUGGAGUUAUGAUUUGUGUUGUUGUCAGGAUUCUAACUGUAACUGACCUAAGAAUUCUGCAGAGCAGUUGCUGCUGUGGCUGGCCGGCUGCUCAGGCGAACGUCAGCUCAGUGGCCAACAGCUCAGUCUUCUUGAGGCUCAGGAAUACCUAGCAAAUACCUGCUCUGUUCCUGGCACGCUAGACUCUAGCUGAGGAAAACAUUUCACGUAAGUUUAUGGAUUAAACAUUCCGCACUAUGCCAUAGCUGUGUUUAUGCUCGGUGGAAAAGGAUAGCUGCAGUAGCAGAUAGCAGAACAACGAAACAUGAGCAGCUCCCAUCCACAACAGGUUGCUGAGGUUCUGGCCAUUUUCACAGGAACAGUGCAAGAGUAUAUUAAAUCAGUAGCAGUUUGCUGGAAGAAAGUAUGUGUGGAUCAGAUGUCUAUACCUAACCAGGGGGCGGGAGAGAGCAGGGAAACUCUUUCUUUUGCUGCUUCUUUCUGUGCAUGGAAGGAAGAAUUCAGGAGGGAGGAUGUCCUUCAAUGACUAGACAUGCUUGUUAUUCCCUCUCUCACUGCAUGUUGUCUUCUCUUUUGCUUCCAGGAUGUCUUCCAAGGUCUCCCCUGCUCCCCUCCUCUCCAAACCCCCCCUGCGGGUGAAAGAAGGCUCCCUGGUAGUCAGAUGGCUGAGAUUAGUGUCCUGCCUCCAGCUGUGUGCAUUCCUGAUGGAUAUUAUGGCCUGGAUGAUGUGCAUUGCCUCAACAGCCAUUGUCAACUGGAGAGUGUGGCGUGUGGAAAACAUCAAGGGAAUUGGCUCUGGAAACAUCUGGAUUGGAAUCUGGCAGGUCUGUUUUUUGAAAGACCCUUCUAACGACGGAAACUAUUAUUACCAUUGUGAAGAGCUCCAUGAACAACAUCCAACCCUCCCGAGGGAAAUUUUUAUUGCUCAGGACUUAAUGGCCUUAGCUGCCAUUAUGAAUUCAGCGGCCCUUGGAUUACAGUCAUUCGCCCUCUACAAUGUGUUCGAGCCCAGAAAACAUAAGGAUUUUCUCUUAACCUUUUUUGGGCUUGGAGCUCUGCUGAACUUACCAGCAGGGAUACUCGUCCUGAUUUCCGUGAUAUGGAACAUGUCUGCUGUCUUACAAAAUGGGGAAAUUGACUUCCCUGAAACUUUUGAAUUGCCUCAAAUUCCCAGCGAGCAGCAUAUUGGACCUUCUAUUUAUCUAGGCUAUAUCGCUGCAGGUUUCCAGCUGCUGAGUGCAGCAUUGGUUGGGAUGGAGAGAUGUUGCAUCAGGACCACCACAACAGAUACAUCUCAAAUAGAAACUGUAGUGGUGAUUACCCCAGGAAGUGCGGUGAAAAGCGAGAGUCUUACUACUUGUUCAAAGUGUGGUUCUCUGCUGGACCUGGUAAUUCAAGAGAAAUCCUCCGCAGUGGAGAUGGAGGAAACCCAUGCGGAAGAUCUUGUCAUUCCAGAGGAAUCCUGCACAGUGGAGAUGGAGGAAAGCCAUACACCCAAAGCUCACCUGAAGGACAUCAAAGGCCACCUGAUGUCCCCAAACAUACGAUUAUACAUGUGAUUCCCUACAACAGGGAGUCGUAAACUAUCAGAUGCAGAUCCACGCAGAUCGCUCCAUACACGCAUAGAUCUGCGUGGAUCAGGACUUCAGGGAUUGUGGGACCAGGUGGGCUUUGAUGUCCUUCAGGUGAAGAGGCCUC